CCUCACUGUUCAGUGCAAAUAAUUUGAUUUUUAAAAAAGAAAAUUUAUUCAACCCUUCUUGAUAAACAACGAAUUCAGAAAAUUAAUAAAUGAAUAAUUAACUAAGUAAAACACAAAUUGUUAUAAUUAAACAUUCCCACUCAUUAUCUUUUACAUAAAGAAUACUGAAGCUAAUAAAACUUACCUAUAUAUAUAUAUAUAUAUAUAUAAUAUUUAGACGUCCACAGUAUUGAAAUUGUUCAAUUUGUCUCAAAGUGCAUACUACUUAGCUAAUUAUGAUUUCAGAAUAAUUUCGUGAACAUAUGAUACUUUAAUAUUUACUGAAAUGCUUCCAUCGAACUCAACAUAAAUGGCUGAUUAUUGGAUCUAGUUUAGUGAUCACUUAUAAGAUGCGCAAAUAAUAUAACAAUAAUAAUAACAGUUUAUUCAAUUAUCAUCUACUAGAAUUCCGUUUCGCAUUAUUCUUUUUCUGCUGAAAUGUAAAAUCCUGUUGGAACUAUGUGGUCUCGGGUAAUGAUGUGGUAUUCUCUAGUAUUACUGACUAGUUUUAAGUUGAAAUUGGAUGCUUCAGAAAUCACAAUCUUAUCUCCCAAAGAGGCAGAAAUAUUACGAGAGAAAGUAAGAAUUGAGUGUGAAAACAACCGGACCUUAGAACUGAAAUCUCAAAUCUAUUCACAAACAGAAUACUGUCUCACAGAAUUUGACUCAGUUUCAUGUUGGCCAACAACAAAAGGCAGAGCUACUGCUAGAAUUCCUUGCCCAUCACAUGUACCAGGUGCUAGGAUUACUGGUACUGUCUAUCGCGUGUGUAAUUCAACAGUUAAAACUGAAGUUUCAGAUGGCCAGUAUAAAAUAAUAUGGGAAUUUGGUCGACCUAACUACAGUGAAUGUGUACAUAAAACAGACAUUGCAGCGAUUCAUUUACCAAUCAUACAAACAUCAGUAUUUUAUGGUUACGCUAUAUCCAUGGUUUUACUACUCGUAGCUACAGGAAUAAUUUUACGAUUUCGACGGCUUAGAUGUACACGAAAUAAUUUACACUUGAACUUGUUCAGUGCAAUAUUACUGCGUUGUGUAUUACAUUUUAUAAAGCAUGCAGCAGAUGGUCAAGAUAUUGUCUGCAAAAUAUUUACCACACUCCAUGUUUUCACAGUGCAAGCAACUUAUACCUGGGUCCUUAUGGAAGCCCUUUAUCUACAUAAUAGUGUUCUAGUUCAUGUAAUGCAUGAAAGUAGAACAUCAUUUGCUGUCUACGCAUCUAUUGGAUGGACUCUUCCAACUUUAGUCGUUAUCACAUGGAUAUUGCUAAGAUUAUAUGUUACAACAGGCGAUCAGUGUUGGGAUUUGGACAGUGAUCCAGGCAGCCCUAGUAGAAUACUUUUAAUCGUAUAUCCAAAUAUUAUCAUGUUGUUCAAUUUGGCUUUUUUUGUCAAUUUGUUGCGAGUGAUAUUCAACAAGACUCAAUCUCAACCGAUGAGUGAAUCAAAACGCCUAAGAACAUUACUCAAAUCGACGUCUGUAUUGGUCCUGGUUUUUGGCUUAUACCAAUUAUUUUUAUUACCAUUAAAUUUCAUGCGUAUUAAUCCAGAUUCUAAUGGAUCUAGCUUACUAGAAAUUAUUAAACUAUACUAUGAGCAAAUAAUGGAAGCCUUUCAGGGUUCAUUUGUUGCAAUUGUCCUUUGCUUCAUAAAUAAAGAGGUCAUAAGUGAAUUCAAACGUCUGUAUCGACGCAAACAGUACUUACACAGUAAUACAGAAAAUCGACGUCAAAGUGCAUGGAUGAAUAACACUCACGAAACGGGUAAUGAACUUGGAGAACAGCAUAAUGAAUACAAACCAAUAGAGAAAGUAUCCAGAGAACUAUCAAUAAUUCCAAAAAGAAAAAGUAAUUCAUUCACCAGUCGUUUUGUUAAACUGAUAGGAUGUCGAUCGAAAGAUAAAUUUCAAAGACCAUCUGGUCCACGACGACCUUCACCACUUUGUCGGAGUGAAUAAAACAACUUCAAAAUAUACCACUGGCAUAAUUACGAUUCCGCAUUUUUUUUUACUUUACGCUUCUAUUGGAAAUAUUUUAUGUGUAUUUCCUUUCGACACUGUCAAGCGUUACACAUGUGGAUCAUGUCGUUUUUGAAUGCUAAUUAAGCUGAUAAAGAAUGUUACAAUUUACAUUGCAUUAGACAAAAAGAAUUGACUUUCAAAAGAUUUCAGUGUGCGCAUUGCAUAAACCAUCUGAGCGGUGAGCAUCGACUCGCCUUAUAGUUAUCGGAAGUCACUUACAUAAAUCAAACGACAGUGAUUUAUGAACAAACAUGUUCUUAUCAGUAAAGUCUCUUUUUGUUUUUGAUUAACUGGACAUUGUAUAAAUUUGAUCCCUAAAAUCACUUUCACAUUUGAUAUUGUGAAACGAUAAUCCAGCAAAAUCAAGAGUGUAUUUAUUUUUGAGUUAAUAAUAAAAAC
Molecule: messenger RNA, 2457 nt
Organism: Trichobilharzia regenti
Lineage: Eukaryota; Metazoa; Platyhelminthes; Trematoda; Strigeidida; Schistosomatidae
Source: the annotation of a GenBank genome assembly